Messenger RNA from Orbicella faveolata, 2345 nucleotides. RefSeq names its product adenosine receptor A3-like. Gene Ontology annotation, biological process: G protein-coupled receptor signaling pathway. NCBI's taxonomy places the organism in Eukaryota, Metazoa, Cnidaria, Anthozoa, Scleractinia, Merulinidae. The record is from RefSeq and is a predicted model, not a curated record. Gene Ontology annotation, molecular function: G protein-coupled receptor activity. Gene Ontology annotation, cellular component: membrane.
AAGCAACAAUCACGAAAGAGGCCAACAGAAGAGUACAGCCGCGAAGAGUGGAAUGAAAAAAAAUCCAUGACGAUCGCUAAAAGUACUGUUAGAAAAGCGAAAAUGCAUUCAAAACCUUUGCCAUGAUUUUUUUGAAGCCUUUGAAACUUCAAAGUAAGCAAUGGCCUUCAACUUGUCGCGUUUAGAGGACAGCUGGUGUAUUUUCUUGGCCGAUUUUAAUGUCACCGACAGCAUCUCAGGUUACUAUACAGUAACUCUUACGGUCUGUGUUGUCACCUCGCUUCUGGCACCGAUUACAGUGAUAGGAAAUGCGUUUAUUUUGGUGGCAAUCUGGAAGAACCCGUCUCUCAGGACUCCAUCUUAUGUUCUUCUAGCUGGUUUGUCCUUCACAGACUUUUGCAGUGGGUUACUAACUCAACCAUUUUAUGUUGUGUACAAACUGGCGGAAUUAGCAGGCUGGAGAAAACUGAUCUGCAUUGCUGGUCUUAUAGCACAAAUCGCUGGAUACUAUUUUUCCUCCCUAACGGUCAUCGCCUUGACAAUAACAGCCGUAGAAAGAUGGCUGCAUAUGAGUCGAAGAUCUCUUCUUACGGUGCGUCGAGUCGUUAUGCUUUAUGUCACAUUUGUACUUUUUUUAAUUGUGUUUUUCGCUAGUCUUAUGUACUAUUGGUAUCAUUCAACCGAAUUCUUGAAACUCUUUAUUACUGUUUUCGUUUUCGGUGCAGCUCUUUGUUUCUUUAUCACUGUCUUCGCUUACUUCAAAGUUUUUCGAAUCAUACGUCACCAUCAAAGUCAAAUACAAACAAAUCAAAACGCCAUUGACAUCGGAAAAUACAAAAAGUCUGUAUUUACAAUUCUGUGUAUUCUUACAUUAUUUUUACUGAGUUACGUUCCCCACGUGUGUGGCCUUCUAGCAGUUAAUAUUAUGGGUUAUUUCGGAAUUACAUUAUCGCCGAGAGCAGCCAUGCCAGCUUUCACCGCCAUUGUGUUUUCUGCGUCGUUUUUCAAUCCAUUGCUUUAUUACUGGAGGAUAAAGGAAAUCAGAGACAGCGUAAGAAGGAUCUUAAGGAACGUCUGUUGUAAAGAAACCGAAGAGGAAUAAUACUAAUUUCAACAUUGAAACAUUUGUUUGCUGCUUUUAAGUGUUUGAAGAAUAAUAAGCAUUUAAUUCCUCAUUGUAAUGCGGACCACACUGUCAGGAGAAUUCAGCUAAUGAUCACCAAGGGACAUGGUAUUUAGUAAUCUGUGGAAGCGCGGUCUUUGACAGCUAAUUUAGGGAAUAGAAAUCCGGAUUCCUAAAAUACCAUCUCCAAAUUGUACUAUUAGAUGAAUGAAGAUCUUUCCUUUUGAGUAAGGGAACUUAGUGAUUAGCUGUAUGUUAUCUUUUUUAUAUUGAUAUUUCUCGUACUAUUUGUUUUGUUAAAAAAAAAACUAAAUAAGGAGUAUGAAUAGUGGACAUUUAGAUAUUUAGAGUUAUCAAUCAACGGUUUUAUUCUCUUUAUUUGCUACCAGGGCAUUCUACUGUUUAAGUGAUUCAGGUUCCAUCGGAAUAUUUAUCUUUGAUUGCAAGUAAAUAAACUUUUAACUGGAUAAGCUGUUUCCUUUGUUUUAGAACAACAAACCUGGCAACUGUUUCUUUCCAAGUUAUUGAUUUACAAGGUUGUAUUGAACUGCUAUGACAGAAAAUUGUAGAAGUAUUUGAUGUUAUCUGUGUUAUACGAUUUUCGGUUUAGUGAGGUUAAAUUUCCGUUACAAACGAGUUCCUUUGGUAUGCUGACCAUAUUGAAUUACAGAAACUAAUAAAGGCUACAACUUCGUGAAUCAGGGAAGCAAAAAUACAUCGGCAUUCAAACAGCCAGUUCCACCGCAGAAUUCUUCUGGGAUCGUCAUGGGUCCGAAGGAGCCAACUUGAACUUUGAAAUGCAUGUUUCUAGUUCAGGCUGGUUAACUUUUCUUUCCGUUCUACUUUCCAAGUAGAAAUGUCCGAGCUCUGUUUUCCACUAAAUUUUGCUGUUCAAAUUUCCCAGCCAGCAGUUUAAUUUACACGCACUACACAAACUUUGGGGUGCAGUUCCAGUGCCAUCUUUAAACCUUCAGUCGCGAGGGGUGUGUGUGGAGGAGGAGGGAAGUGGGAGGUGGGAGGCGACAGUUUCCGGCAAGAGUUAGAUUGAUAAGUUCGAGGCUCCCCGGUUUUCCCAGCCAGCAAGAACGCGGUUGAGGAACCGGAAGUUAAAGGAAUAGAUAAGUUGUAUGAGCACAACACUUGAAGGGCUCAAUGUCUUGAGAUACAAGCCUUCUAAGUGGACUCCUGGGAUAUCUUAAGGAAAGGAGGUUUAUGUAGUACG